This is a messenger RNA of Daphnia magna, 2477 nucleotides long. RefSeq names its product neurotrimin. The record is from RefSeq and is a predicted model, not a curated record. Gene Ontology annotation, molecular function: axon guidance receptor activity; protein binding. Bases 367 to 1830 code for a protein of 487 amino acids. Gene Ontology annotation, biological process: homophilic cell-cell adhesion; synapse organization. NCBI's taxonomy places the organism in Eukaryota, Metazoa, Arthropoda, Branchiopoda, Diplostraca, Daphniidae. Gene Ontology annotation, cellular component: axon; neuronal cell body; plasma membrane. The transcript has 13 exons.
GAUUUUCAGUUCAUCGCUGACGGUCCUCCAGUCCGCACGUGUUCUUUUUACGCUCUCCAAAAUCAAAUUGUCUUUUUUUUUUGGUUCUCACGUUUUAUUCUAACAUUUAAAAAAACAAAACAAAACAAAACCUACCGUGUUGUGAUUGUUGAUUGAGCGUGGAAUUAACCUGUAGUGUCAUCACCAAUCUUUUUAUUAUAUAUAAAGACAAUUGGUUGUGCUGGCCAUCACGUUCAUCUGAAACACUUUGAUUGCGACACGCUUGAUUAAACUUGUUGAUUGGACUUGCCCCACCUGUACGUGGUCAUCGUCUACAUAUAGCAGUUAUUACAACUUUUCGUUUCCUUUUGCCCUCAAUCAUCGAAGAUGAUGUCCAUCCGACCGAAGACGGCUCUCUGUGCUACACUUGUUUGCGCGCUGAUGUUUCUCCUUCAAGAUGCCCGUGGAAAUCCUGCCAUUGAGCUGCCUUCAUCCGGAGCUUACACCAUCAUCCCUCAGUUUACCAGCCCUAGUCAAACUGUCAACAUAAAAAUCGGCGAAACUGCCCGCUUACCCUGCGAAGUUCAAAAUCUCGGUACUUUUAUGGUUGUGUGGAAGAAAGAAUCGGUUCUUAUCUCUGCCGGUAACACGAAGGUGAUCCGCGACAAUCGUCUGAACAUAGUAGGAACAUCGCUGGACAUUAACAAAGUUUCAAGCAAAGAUUCGGGCAAUUACACGUGCGAGAUUAACACUGACGUGCCAUCUCACAUCAACAUAGUUCUCAACGUCCUCGAACCGGCCAAAGUGCGUCGAUUUCCCGAAGAAGGUCGCAUACAAGCUCGCAAAGGAGAUCCUGUUACAUUGAGAUGUAUCGGCGAAGGCAAUCCGCCACCUUCCAUCCGAUGGAGCAAACCUGGGUUUUAUUUCCAAAAUGGCGAUGAUAAAUUUCAAGGAUCGGUGCUCAGCUUUCAAGCGGUCGGUCGUCCAGACGUCGGUCUCUAUGAGUGCUCGGCUGACAACGGAGUAAGUGAACCUGCCACGGCAACCAUCGACGUUAAAGUUUUGUAUCCUCCCGAGAUUGAAAUCGAACGAAGCUGGAUUCAUACUGGAGUGCACCAGGAGGCCUAUCUAACUUGCAUCGUCCACGCCGAACCUGGAGCCACCGUUCUUUGGUAUCGUGAGGAGCGAGUCAUCGUUCCAUCUGAUACGCGCAUCCUAGAAUCUUCCAGUAACAAACACACACUGAUCUUGCGCAAUGUGGAGGAAUCGGAUUUCGGACUUUAUUCUUGCACGGCGGAUAACUUGCUUGGAAGAUCUUCUCAGAAUAUUGAACUAUCCGGGCGCCCUAGCAGAGCGAUAUUCAAAAGCGAACCGAUGGGUAACUCGGUCGAUUCAUUCAAUCUAACGUGGAAAAUCGAUAGUUAUGCACCGAUUGAAGAGUACAAACUCAUGUUCAGAAAGUUGUUUUUCAAUGAAACAGACGAUCUGAAUCGCGUCUGGAAAUCGAUGAUCAUCCCGAUGAAUCAAGGCAGUUCCAGUGGACGUCACCAACAUCACAAGCAGUCUUAUAUGUUCCUCCAGCUCGAUCCAGGAUCCAUUUACGAAGCCACAGUGACAGCCAGGAAUCGUUAUGGCACUUCUGAAUCUAGUGAAGCUUUCCAGUUCCACACACUUGGUCUUGAGUCUGUGCCAAAUGCGAAAAACCUGGAAAUCAAAGACGUUGGAGGAAUCGACACUGGACUGACGAACAGUGGCAACAGACAUCUCAACAGCAAAACGAUGGCGGGAUAUCAAUGCUUGAUCUUAGCCUUGCUGGCGGUAUCGGCUACAAAGGCCUUCACGUCCGUUUAAAUUCGCAUUGGAAUUUAUUGGUGUAUUUUAUCCUCUCCCCUAUUUUUUAAACAAACACAAAAAAAAUUAUCUUUUUUUUUUCCUUUUCGUCUCGUCGUGGAAUUGUGUGAAAGUGUGCGUGUCUCACGAGUUUCAGUAAAUCCUCCUUUUUUUUUUCAAAACUUUUCAAAAUAUUUAAAAUGAAUUCCUUCAAAAAUAUGAAUCUACAUAUGAGCCAGCAAGGAAAAGCGCGUAGCAUCAGCUAUCAAUUGAAGUCCUUUUAACAGUAUACAUAUACAAUAAAUGAGUAUAUAUAUACCGUAUAUCUAAAAACUUCUCGGCGUCGUCCAUAUAAAAUGUACUCGAUAUAACUAACUAAUAUACUCUCGUAUCCGAUAUAUAUUUGCAUAGACUGUCUAGCUGUCAUUACGUAUAUAUAUAUAUUAUUUGUCUCAAUAUUCUUCAUUGUUUUUUUGUUUUUCAUUUGUUUUUUUUCAUUUUAUGUUGAUUACGAAAAUGUCAUUCUUUCAAAAACUGUCGUGUAUCUCUUUAUACUAAUAACCCUUCAUCAGUCUUUAUAGCCCUUUUGCUUUUAUCCUCAUGCCUACACACACACACACACACACACAUACACACCGACGAGAAUAAUAUACGAAAAUUGUCCGAGA